This is a messenger RNA of Zingiber officinale, 2241 nucleotides long. Its product is annotated as (R)-mandelonitrile beta-glucosyltransferase-like. Lineage: Eukaryota; Viridiplantae; Streptophyta; Magnoliopsida; Zingiberales; Zingiberaceae. Gene Ontology annotation, molecular function: UDP-glycosyltransferase activity. The record is from RefSeq and is a predicted model, not a curated record. Bases 164 to 1597 code for a protein of 477 amino acids. The transcript is spliced from 2 exons.
UAGUAAAACUCUUCGAAAGAUCAUUUAACUGUCAAGCUUCGAUUGUUGUCGGCAUUAAUAAGCAGAUAUUUGUGCGAGAGAUAACGUGUCAGUGCUCGACUGAAAUGUUAAUCAUAGCGAACGACGACGCUGCCGGCCAGUAGCGAUUGGAAUCUAAAAAUCGAUGGCUUCUCCGACGGUGGCCGAGCCACAACCCCACGCCGUUCUCGUCCCCUUUCCGAUGCAAGGCCACAUCACCCCGUUCCUGCGGCUGGCCACCCUCCUCCUCGCCCGCGGCUUCCACGUCACCUUCGUCCUCACGGAGUACAACGCCCGCCGCAUGGAGCGCGCCCGGGGUCACCGCUGGGACGCCGCCGCCAGCCCAUCCUUCCGCGUCGAGACCAUCCCCGACGGCCUCCCCGAACCGCCUCCGGACCAGCGAGACGAGACGCAGGACGUCCUGGCUUUGUGCUCGUCCGUGCGCUACACCUGCCUGGCCCCCUUCAGGGAUCUCAUGGCCCACCUCGGCCGCGCGCCCGACACGCCGCCGGUGACGAGCAUCGUCUCCGACAGCGGGAUGGGGUUCACCGUCGACGAGGACUUCGGCGUGCCCGUGUUCUUCUUCGUCACGCACAGCGCUUGCGGAUGCUGGAGCUACCUACAAUUUCCGGACCUCGUCGCCAGAGGCUACACGCCUCUCAAAGACGCAAACUGCUUGAUCAACGGCUACCUGGACACGCCCAUCGACUGGAUCCCUGGCCUGGAAAACCUCCGCCUCCGCGACUUCCCUUCCUUCGUCCGUACCACCGACCCAGCCGACGUCUUGCUCAAUCUCAACGUCCGCCGUGCCAUCGUCGACGUCGCUCGCAGCGCGGGUCUCAUCUUCAACACCUUCGCCGCCCUAGAGGAUCCGGUGCUCGCCGCGAUCCGCUCCAAGUACCCCAACCUCUACGCCAUAGGCCCGCUCGCAUCCUCCUCCGUCUCCUCCUCCCUCUGGAAGGAGGACGCGGAGUGCCUCCGGUGGCUGGACGCCCAGCCCUCCGCCUCCGUCCUCUACGUCAACUUCGGUAGCAUCACGAUGGUCACGACGUCGCAGCUGGCGGAGUUCGCAUGCGGCCUGGAGCGGAGCGGGCACCGGUUCCUGUGGGCGGUGCGGCCGGAUCUGAUGCGGGAUGGCGGUGCGGCGGAGAUAGUCGGGGACUUGGCGGCGAAAGCGGGCGAUCGGGGCUCGGUGGUGGGUUGGUGCGACCAGCGGAGGGUUUUGGCGCACCCGGCGACGGCAGCAUUCCUGUCGCAUUGCGGCUGGAACUCGACGCUGGAGAGUGUGGUCGAGGGCAGGCCCAUGAUAUGCUGGCCGUUCUUCGCGGAGCAGCACACCAACUGCCGGUUCCUGUGCACCACGUGGCGUAUAGGCGUGGAGAUUAGUGGCGAGGUGACGCGGGAGGCGGUGGAACGGUCCGUGCGGGAGGUGAUGGCGGACGAGGACUUGAGGCGCAGGGCGGCGGAGUGGAAGCGGAAGGCGAGGGAGGCUGUCGGUCCGGAUGGUUCCUCCACCGCCGAUCUCGAUAGGUUGGUGGUGGACUUGAAGCCGACGACGAAGAAGCGGCUGUUGUCUUGAAUUCAAUUCCAUCUCGGUUCGCUGGAUGUCCCAAUCAUCUUAUCCAAUCUGUCCUUCAAUUAUUUCCAAUUUGUUGUUAAACGCAUCGUGUGCUGUUUUAUUUUGUUAAUGAAUCGUGUUAAUCACAAUGCCCAUUGCAAACGGACGGAUUGUGGAAGAAGAUUUGCUGAUUAAAGUUGGCGAUUUACUUUAUAUACAAACAAGCUUCAGUCCAACUGAACGGCUUAAUAAUUUACGUACAUAAAAUGACAAUUGGACAAAAGCUUCCCAUCCUUUUCAGCUAUCUGGGACAAAUACAUGAUGCAAAUACGUAUGCAUGGUGGGGCACAACGACAACAAGUGGAAAACUGUCUACAUACAAACAGCUGAAUUAAAUACGCAAUCUUAUUCAAACCAUACAAUCAUGCAUCGAGACAAUCAUUCGAGGUGCAAGUCCGAUUUCAUUAACACCAGCAAGGUUGGUUAAUGGCCACUUUGCACUGCUCCUUGUAGAUAUUUAACGGCACUGUCGUAGUUGACAAAACCCAUGAACCAGAACUCAUGAUUGUCGACAGACACGACCUGGAUGUACUUUUCUCCUGCAUUUGCUGUGCUUGUUACAGGAGUAAUUGAUCUUAGUUGAUGAACAGGAACUGCUACCUGUA